CACUUCUAACAUCAAAGUGCCCAAACCCGACGUUUAUAAUGGCGUAAGAAAUGCCACCGUCGUGGAUAACUUCUUAUUCGGUCUCGAAAGAUACUUCGUCGCGUUAGGGGUGCACGAUGACGAGACAAGGAUAAACCAUGCCCCAAUCUUCCUAAGAGAUGCUGCACAAUUGUGGUGGCGUCGUAAGUACGCCGAUCAAGGCGAGAAUGCCCUCCACUCAUGGGAGCAGUUCAAGACUGAAUUGCGAAAACGCUUUGUCCCUCAUAAUGCCGAGACAGAAUCUCGAUGUAAACUCCGUCGCCUCCGACACCGGUAGUAUUCUUGAUUAUGUAAAAGAAUUCACUACCUUAAUGCUCGAGAUAGGCUAUCUACCCGAAAAGGAAGCCUUAUUUCAGUUCAAAGAUGGCUUGAAAGAUUGGGCAAAGAUCGAGCUGGACCGUCGUAAUGUCCAGACCCUUGACGACGCUAUUGCUGCGGCAGAGACGCUUGUCGAUUAUUCUACCCAAUCAAAGGGGAAGAAGCCUGAUCCAGAGAAACAUGGAGGGAAACCGGAUAAGACCAAGAACUUUGGUCGUAAGGACGAGGGAAAGGUGAAGACUUUCCAGUGGAGGAAUGGCAAGAAUGAUGGUGCACAUCGAGGUGAGUCCUCUAACCCUUCUGAACCCUGCUUUAUCUGUAAAGGACCGCAUUGGACUACGGAUCGUCCAAAUCGGAAGGCAUUAAAUGCCCUCGUUGCAAAAUUCCAAGUGGGUAAAGCAACGUAUAAAGUGGAACUACCUCAAAAGUUGAAGAUCCAUAACAUCUUCCACGUAAGUAUGUUAAAACCCUUUCACGAAGACCAAGAGGAUCUGAACAGAAGCGAAACCUCUCGAGCGCCAACCGGAGUAGUAACAGAGUUUGACAGGAAGAUUAAGGAGAUCCUAGCUGAGAGGAAAAUCAGAAGAAGAGGAGUUCCAAGCUACUCAGAAUAUCUGAUUCUGUGGGAAGGAUUGCCAGAGUCCGAAGCCAGCUGGGAACGUGAAGAUUUACUUUGGCAAUUCCAACAAGAAAUAGAGAAGUUCAAAGAGAACGCAACGGGGACGUUGCGAAAUCAAGUGGGGGAGGGUGUCACGCCCCAAAAAUAGACCCACAAUUUUUUUUGAAAUUAAGGCUCCUUAGCAUUGCCCAUGGGGAGCCAACCAAGUCCCACAAAGUCCAAAGACCUUAGGAAAUUAAGCAAAGACACGCAAGGGUCAUGACACAGCCGUUGGAGCCUACGGACGCAUGAGCGGCAGCCAAGCGCGCGCGGCCCUGGCAUGGCAUGGGCGAGCGCGCGCGACACAGGCAGGUGCGCGCGGCACAGCGCGCGCACGCACGGGGGACGGACAGAUGCGCGCGGCAUCCGCGCGCGCGACGGACAGUGCGCGCGCCCGGCGGCGCGCGCCUGGAAGACCCGAGACGCCCCUGGAAGACUCUGGAACUUUCGAUGACGGACGUUCGACACCGUGACGAGCGAGACGCGCGCGCGCCUCACGGACGUGACGGAGACCCGCGCGCGCGCUCCAGCACCGCCUGGCCGCAUCCAGAACCUUCUAUGUCGGUCAUGAACAGUGUCAUGUCGGUGGUUGACUGUCAUGAAAAACCCAGAAUUCUCUAGAAUGAUUUUGCCGACCUUUUAAGUCGGUUUUAAGGGCCAAAGUCGGUCAUGUACUACUAUAAAUACCCCUAAGGGGUCCCAUUUGUAAAGCAUCCAAGAAAUCCUCAAGCAUCCUUAAGUAAUACUCUUGCAUUCUCAAUUUUCUCAAUCUUUC
Messenger RNA from Cucumis melo (muskmelon), 1790 nucleotides. RefSeq lists its product as uncharacterized. Lineage: Eukaryota; Viridiplantae; Streptophyta; Magnoliopsida; Cucurbitales; Cucurbitaceae. Bases 159 to 1124 code for a protein of 321 amino acids. The transcript is spliced from 2 exons. The record is from RefSeq and is a predicted model, not a curated record.